This is a messenger RNA of Pelobates cultripes (western spadefoot toad), 18169 nucleotides long. The record is from the annotation of a GenBank genome assembly. Lineage: Eukaryota; Metazoa; Chordata; Amphibia; Anura; Pelobatidae.
AAUAAUAAUAACAAUAAUAAUAAUCCUGUAGAGCGAGCCAGGGAGAAUCUGCCCUCAUCAAACAUGGCGGCGCGCGCUCCACUGACGUGCGGUCAGGGCAAAGGGAUGUGACGUGCGCGCGUCACGUGACCGGGAGCGAGCGAGAAAGAACCAGCCUGCCUGCCUGCCUGCCAGCCAGCGAGCGCGAGGGCAAAUCCUGGUUGCCGUGGGACACCGCCGGUGGUAGAGGCCGAGAGCUGCGUCACACAGCCGGGGGGGGUGGGGACCGCCAUCUUGGAAAGCCAGCCAUGGGGCAGUGCGGGGUCAUCUCCUCCAAGACCGUGCUGGUCUUCCUGAACCUCAUCUUCUGGGUGAGUCGCCGUUAAAACCAUCGGAUUGUUAUAACCUCCAUACAAACGGUGCCUGGGAACUACAGCUCCCAUGAUGCUCAGCCAUCCCCCCAGCUGGACGAGCAUCAUGGGAAAUGUAGUGCACAGCUAGCUCUGUGCUCGUGUCUGGGUCUGCCAGCACCGCUCUGUGUGAUCUGCAGCGCGGUGUGAGCCCCAGCUGGUGUCAGGGGAGGGCCACGUAGGCUGUGGAGCAGAAAUGGCCCAACGCAGAGUGACAGCUGUAUGGACUACAACUCCCAGAAUGCGCUGCCAAUGCUGAGACUGACAAGGCAUCACGGGAGUUGUAGUUCUAGAACAGGUUGGUAUUUUUUUUUUCUCUCCUUUUUUUUUUUUGGCCUCCUCUGUUAUAGACAGUUUGUGAUUUUGUGUGCCUUAUGAGCUUGUUGUAUUGUGUGUUUUUCCUCUUAGUGUUUUUUUUGUUUUAUUUAAGGGGAAAGAAAGUGUUUGGGGUUUUUUUUAUUUUAUUUUUUUAUUGUUUCCAAAAGAAAUGCUCAUGCUGUUAACUAGAUCACCCCAUAGUAGCAGUGAAAGGGUUAAAUUAAGCAACAUGUCAGGCUAAGUGGGGGUGGGGGUUUGAUCCCUGGCCAUUGAUUGGCCAGACUGCCUCUCUGUGUGUUGUUGUUGGCGAAAGAAAUGUUCAUGCUGUUGACUAGAUCACCCCAUAAUAGCAGAGAAGGGGUUAAAUUAACCCCUUAAGGACCAAACUUCUGGAAUAAAAGGGAAUCAUGACAUGUCACACGUGUCAUGUGUCCUUAAGGGGUUAAGCAACAUGUCAAGUUAAGGGGGGUUAGAUCCCCAGCCAUUGAUUGGCCAGCCUGCCUCUCUGUGUGUUGUGAAUGGCAUUGUGAAGUUGCUAUGUAGGAUGUGCCUUUUGUGUUUUGCAUGGCUAAGUGUAAUUCCAGAUUGUCAGCCUGGAGGGGAUCAGUUUCACCAGAUGAUCCGCACUGAAAUCUUAUCAUCUCUGUUCUCAAUGCACUCCAGCUUCAGGUUUUCUGGGACAGGUGAAAUGAAAAUUCUAGAACAGUCAGUCCACUGUCACUUAGACACAUUGUCCUCAAGCAGAAACAAUGUGUGGAGUGAUGUGUUGCAAUAUAAAAACCUUGGCUGGAAUUUACCUUAAUGCUUAAUUCUAUAAUGAAAAGAUACACUUGGUAUUUUCUAAUCCUUUGCAUCAAUGCUCAUGUGUUGAAACAUAACUGUUUCACGGUUAGCAAUUCUUGUGUCCGUAUAUGACUUAGUAGCUUCUUUAUUUUCAUAUUUUGCCGUGUUUAAACAUUUUUGUAUCUAAUAUAGUGAAAAUUAUUAGAAGUUAGAAAAACUUAACAUUCUGCAGAUUUGUACAAUGGAUGUGUGAGACAUAAAUUUAUUUCAAGACAAGAGUGAUUUACAGGAAAAAGAGGCGAUGCGGUCCCUCCUUCAAGUCUUACCAUCUGAAGGAAGUGGAGUAGAAUUACACAAACGGUAACACUAAUGUCCAUUGUAUUCAGAAUGGAUUAAUAGACGUCUGUAAACAGUUUGAGCUGGGAGUAAUGAAAAUAAAAGGGAAAGAAGUUAAAUGCUUAGUUGAUAUGCCGCCUAAAAGCAGUUUUUUUUUGUUUUUUUUUCUAAAGCUUUCUUGAUAGAUUGGAGAUUAGGGAGAAGAGAAUUCAAUGGUGGGUGCAGUCCUGUGAGAGUUUUGUAGGUGAGCGUUUUUAGUGCAGGUGUGAACAAUGCAGGAAGGCAGUCAUGCAACAUGUAUGUAUUGUGGACGAUAUGUAGAUUUUAAACUGUUAUAGGUAACAACUUGCAGGGUUAUAUACUAUAGUGAGAAAUUCCAGUAAUUCCACAUUUACGGCCAAAGUAGCCGAAUUGGAAACAUAUCCGAUUUGUAGACAUUUUCCAGUUUAGUUCUUUUGGCUUUAGAUUUGAAAUUUGCUUUGAAAUUCUGAUUAUUAUCACUUUAGUGAAUAAGCCGGUUCAAUUUGAAAUUCAUCCCUAAAAUGCAUUGUGAGCCAGUGUAAGGAAUGACCGGAUUAAGCGUGCAAUAUUGGGAAGCUCUAGCUACUAAUUUAUUUUGCACUGGAAGUGGGCAAUCUGGGCUUGUAGUAGUCUAAGCGGGAUAUAAUUAGAGUAUGGUAUAUAAAUUUUAGUUGCAUCAUAAUUUCAAAUGAAAGCAGCAGACUCUGAAGAAUCCUAUGAGUGACAGGUCACCCAGGAUGUGUUGCUCGCGAUUCAUCCCCUCGCUUCCAGUAAGUCCUUCAGAGUCAUUCUCUUCAGUCACUCACAGGAAUUCUCCAUCCGCUGAUCCAUUUACUCCUUCAGGGAUCGCUUCCUUGCUCCAGGGAAAGGGGACAUCCCACUGCCGCCACCAGAUGUAGCGGACCGCUCCUAGGUGACCGGUGUGUCGCUGCCAAGAACUCCCUUUCCUCCUUAGCGAAUACUUCUCGAUUGAUUCUAGCUCAACCCUGGUCAUUAACUGAGGCUUAAUCUAAGGGUAAAACAAGUGAUUUAUUGGAGUGACUGCCACCUUUUUUAUACUUGGUUCCCCAACAUGGUGUCACCAAAAGAGCAAUGACAUUUCGCAAUACCUGGCGCCUGGGUGUCUGUACCUGAAGAGUUAACUUUAUUAAUGGCCAGACACCUUGGCACCAAACAGUAAUACACCCUGAAAACAGGUGUUCCUGUGCCCACUUCCCCAAACUAGUGCCAUCACUGGAUAGCUCUCCCAUAGAAAGAUGUUCAGUCUAAAAAGCACUUGGAUUAGAAACAUGACGGCAGAUGAGAACCAUUUGGCCCGUCAAGUCUGCCCAAUUUUCUGAAUACUUUUAUUAGUCCCAGGCCUUAUCUUAUAGUUAGGAUAGCCUUAUGCCCAUCCCACGCAUGCUUAAACUCCUUUAAGCAUGCGUAGGAUAGGCAUAAGGCUAUCAUAACUAUAAGAUAAGGCCAGGGACUAAUAAAAGUAUUUAGAAAAUUGGCCAGGGGAUUAGAGGUACCAAGCAUGAAUAUUCAGCAUGAUGAAUUUUGACAGGGCCACGAGCAUCCUUUGAUUCGACGCAAAGUUCCAUAGCGCUGGGUGGAAAGGUCCGGUCACUUUUGAUGACUGUACUUUAAGUCGGUACAUUGAACUCCCACAAGUCCUUGGUGUCUUUCGAUGCCUCACUACCUCCUCUAUCACCCCUCAAAAUGGUGCUCUCUUUUGUGGUCCUGGGAUCCAGAGCGACCUCAAUAGAGUUAGACCUGGAGUUUCAGGAGAUUUCAGGUUCCCUGCUGGUCUCUUAGUUCAUCUUGGAUGCUGGAUAGGAGCACUGAGCUGUGAGGGACGUCCUGGAGGGGGAGUAAGUGAUAAUAGCGAUAUUGGGAGAGGGUGACCAGGUGGUCUGUAACAGACAGCAUGUAAGAAGUGAAAGAAAAGUGGAGAGAAGGUGACCCAAAAGCAGGAUACUAACAAACGAAGAGGAGCAUUUUAAGGAGAAACUUCUUUUAGUCUAUUGGAUAAUAAUGUAUGGAUUUAUAUCCACAAACCAUAAAUUGUGGAUAAAUGUCAAGGAAAUUGCAAAUUUUAGACCAAACUGUGAUGUCAUAACUUGUCAUCGCGCUUACUGGAAAGAAUAAAAAGAUUUCUAUAUCUAUCUCACACUUUUUUUUAUCUUUCAUUAUAUGUGAUGCAUAGAAAGAGAGAGAGAUUGCAUAUGUUAUGUAUUGGUACAACUUUGUUUACCAGUGUAUUGUUUUUGUUUCAGGCUAAUGUGCUGACUUUGCUUGUUAGUACAUAUAUCAAUAAUCAUAAAGGCUUUCUCCAAACAUCAUAGCUACUACAACCUGAAAAUGGGGCAAACAAUUGUACAGUUUCCCCUUAUUCUUCUUGGCACCGUGUCUCCUCUGUGGGCAAUUUUUUUUAUAUCCAGCUUCAAAGCUUCAAAAGACGGGUGUAAGUCUUACCACUAAUUCGUUGGCUGAGAGUGGCUCUUUGAUUUGAAAUUUACGCCUCUGGCAGCAUUUCACAGCAAAGUGCGGCAUAUACACAGUCCCGGAACCACUUCAAAUCAGUGCAGUGGCAAUGGUGCUUGCAGUAACUCCUUAAGCUAUACGCUCCCUACAAUAUGUAGUUUAUAUUUCAAUCCUGAGGAAAAAGUGGAUUUGCAGUUUUGCCUGUUUUACAAGUUUAUCUUCCUAUUUCCAUUUAAAGGGACACUAUAGUCACCAGAACAACUACAGCUUUAUGUAUUUGUUCUGGUGAGUACAGCCAGUCCCUUCAGGCUUUUUGAAGUAAACCUCGUCUUUUCAGAGAAAAGGCAGUGUGUACGUUACAGCCUAGGGACACCUCCAGUAUCCACUCCUCAGGUGGCUGCUAGAUGUGCUUCCUGGGGCAGUGCUGCACUGACAUUCAGUGUCUCUACCCUCCGCAUGAAGUCGCUUAGCAUCUCUAUGAGUAGAUGCUGUUUGGCUUGAGCUGGUUCUGCCCCUGAUCUGCCUCCUUGACAAGCUCAGCCAAUCCAAUGUGAAAGCAUUGUGAUUGGCUCAGAACACCACUUCUAAAUAUGUCAGCCAAGCAUGCAGAUCAAGGGCAGGGCCAGCAGUAGCAGACUGGAAUAAAGUUAAGAUUUUAUUAUAUUUAGGACGGCAGGGGGCUAGUUAGUGAUUUUAGCACUAUAGGGCCAGGAAUACAUGUUUGUGUUCCUGACCCUAUUGUGUUCCUUUAAAGGGACUCUCCAGUGGCAGGAAAACAAACCAUUUUCCUGGCACUGCAGGUCCCCUCCUCUCCCACUCCCCAUCCCAAGCUGCUGAAGGGGUUAAAACCCCUUCAGUGACUUACCUGUAUCCAGCACCAAUGUCCCUCGGUGCUUGUUCAGGGACCGCCCACGCUCCUCCUCCGCCGACGACAUCCGGCGGGGGAGACCUAAUGCACAUGCGCGGCAAUGCCACGUAUGCGCAUUAGACCUCCCCGUAGGAAAGCAUUGAAAAAUGCCUUCAAUGCUUUCCUAUGGGAAUUUCAGCGACGCUGGUGAUCUUCACAUAGCGGGAGGACGUCCAGCGACGCUAUAACACACGGAAUGUGAAAAUCUGUGCUAGAAACCCGGAGGUGCCCUCUAGUGGCUGUCUAGUAGACAGCCACUAGAGGAGGAGUUAACUCUGCAAGGUAAAUAUUGCAGUUUUAUGAAAAGUGCAAUAUUUACAGUUGCAGGGUUAAUGAGCAGAAGUGGUCUGGGUGCCUGGAGUGUCCCUUUAAUGUUUGGACUCUGGCGUUUGUACUUGCUAACCUUACAGCUGUUUUAUAAAAUGUUGCAUUACCCUAACUUUUGAAACAUAUCCUGGAGAGUAUUCUUUUUUACCAGCAGCCAUAAAGCACAUGAGGUUUUUUUAAAUGUAAUGACAAUAUUUUUGUUACUCAGCACAAUCAUUUUGGUUUUUAGUUGUACUGUGCUUGUUCUAAAGGAAGACUCUAAUGUUAAAUAAGUGUUUGUUUUUUUCUGUUAAUGUUACAGGGAUUCCAUUUUUAUUAGAAAUCUGUAUAAAUACACAUAAAACCUCGAGUUUAUAGCAAGUUAAUUCUUAUCAGUAUUAUGGAACACUUCAAACGUUUCACACCAGUGGACUGAAAAUAAUUCUAUUUAGUUUGUAAUCACUGUCCAAGGUUUUUAGUUAGGAAACCUUUCUAAUUCUCAGUAACUGAGCUUGGCUAAAUAAUUCAUUAAAUCUUAGGUCAAGAAAUGUAACAAUUACCGGGGUGCUUUGAGCAACAUAAGCCGCAUAGCUCAGUGCAUGGUGCUAACCCGCUCCUCCACUCUGGGCCAGUCAAUGUCCUCCAUGGUGAACGAAAAGGACAUUGAUAAUGUGAAAGAAUUUAAGGAAUACUUUAAGCACAAUAACCUCUAUUGCACACUUUAGUGGUUAUGGUGCCAAGAGUACAUUGACAUGACCAUGAUGGUACCAUUGCAAAGGGGGGUGGGGGGUGGUAUUAUCAUGAGUCAUAUAAUGCAGCUAUUAAAUGUUUUGACUUCUUGCAUGGGUGGGCAUCAGGGCGCUCCUGGCUAAUGAUGUUGUUGGAGUGUUCUUUUAAUUCUGCAUUAUCAAUCUGACCUCGAUUGGAUAUGUCCCUGCGUUCCAUAAAAAUUCCAAGCUCAUAUCAAACCAUCUUUAAAUGGCUUUACACUAAACCAGCGGACAGUGCCGAGGCACUCAAGGCAGUAUGACCAUUACAGGGAAUUGUAACUGUUAAUUUGUUUAGAACAGGGCUGGACUGGGGGGAAAGAACUGUCCCGGACAUUUUAAAAUCAGAACGGCCCAGUGGGAGGAUGCUAGAUGUGUGGGCAUGUUAUGCCAUCUCCAAGCAGCAGUUACUGUAUUAUCAUAAAUGCUGGUUAACAUCAUGAACUUUAUUAAAUGGAAAAUAAAGCAAUUCAUGUGUUGCAUAUUCUCCAGAUGUUUGAUAGAUUAAUGAUGCCACACAUGAAUCCAGUUUCUAUUAAAAUGGACAUCACUUCUGCAGAUGUGCCAAAAUGUCAUACAGAUAGUCUGUAAAAUUCUCCUUUCUAGUGUUUAGAUGACCUUGUAUUCCUAUUUUGUGUGCGCUACGACAUGCAUAUUGCGUACUGGGAGCAUGCAUGAUGCUUCAUGUAUGUUUUAUCUUUAUAAAGGAGCAGAAAGCAGGUAGUUUAUAUGUAGUUUAUCCUGAGUUAUACAUCACAGUGAUAUCUACCUCUUCACUUGCUUUAUAUAAUUGUUUAGUGCUUCUCUGUGUUUGCGACACCCUUGGCACCAGAACCACUGCAUCUGUUUGAACUGGUUAUGAUGCUAUGCGUUUCUGUGUACCGUACCCAGUUUCCAUUUUUUUGACUGACUGGUGGAGCUCCUUCCUGGCCUGGGAGGGGUCUGAUAAACGCCGGGUCUACCUGUGCAGAUGUUACAUUUUGUUGACUUUGCAGUUUUUUUGUUUUAUUAAGAAAAAAAUGUUCCUAUUAAUAUGGUUCUGACACCUGUUUUAUUUAUAUAUGGGUCCUCCUAUAUACGCUUUCACAUAUAGGAGCAAAUAACCAAUAACUCCUUUCAGUGGGAAUGAGAUAAGUGCGCUGCACGCACCAGUUGAAAUAUCUUUAUUGAAUAUGUUUGUACAAUUGGGAUGUGGUUAGGCCAGAGUCCUGUAGGAGAGAUUAAUGUAUUGAAUGUCUAUUCAGUAAAUGGUGAACCUCUCUGCAAACCCUGAACAAUGUGUGUGAUUGUACUACCACAGUACCUUUGCAAUUUCUGCUCUCUGUAAACAGACUUACCUUCCAACGCCCGAGGGAAAGGGAGAUUGGUUCUUGUUAAUUAAAUGUUAACCAUCAUAUUAUUUUAUAGCGUAGAACCUCUUGCCACUAUGUUUUAUGCGGAGGUGGGGUGAUUUAAUAGACAUGUUUGUUUAUGUAUAUAAAUAUUGCAGCACUCUUUUUGGUUAAUGCUGACUCCAAAAGUGCGUCGGGCAAGCGUAUGUUGCACAUUAUGCUUGUUUUGGGUUCACUAUGGUGAUGUGACCCGUGAUACCUUUUAUUCUCAGUUAGGUUGCUUUAAUUUGACAUGGGUAAGUAGGAUCUCCAGUGAGAUUUAUCACUGAACUCCAGGGUUACAGUGUCUGUUAUCUAUCGGCCAUUUGGAAGAGAAAUUAUUUGAAGUGGAUAGACCUCACCUAGAAUAGUUAAAUGGACACUAUAUAGUCAUCAGAACAACUACAGUAUAUUGUAGUUGUUCUGGUGAGUAUAGUCAUUCCCUGCAGGAUUUUUGCUGUAAACUAUUUAUUUUUUUCCCCUGAGAGAAUGCACUUCUCAGAGGGCUACUAGAGGUUUUUCCUGGGGUGCAACACUGACAUUCAGUGUCUCCUCCCUCUGCAUUGAGACACUGAAAUUUCCUCAUAGAGAUGCAUUGAUGCAAUGCAUCUCUGUGAGGAGAUGCUGAUUGGCCAGGACUGUCCCCUGCCCCGCCCCUUUGGGAAUCUCAGUCAAUCAUAUGCUUUCCAUAGGAAAGCAUUGUGAUUGGCUCAGAUCAUCAUCCCUUCUGAUGAUUUCAGCCAAGGAGGCGGGUCAAGGGCAGAGCUAGCACUAGCAGACUGGAAUAAAGGUAUGCUUGUACUAUGAUCCUUUAGUGUUAAAAUCACUGUUUGUGUUCCUGGCCCUAUACUUUCAUACUGGAGCAAUCAGACUGAAGGGAUUUUUCUGUUCUUACAAAUAUCUACCCUUUUCUCUCUUUUCUGCUCUUUAGGGUGAGCAUAGGAAAUAUACUGUAUCUAGAAAACAAUACGGUGUAUCCCUGUUUCGAUACUUUUGUGUCAAUCUGUUUGUUAGUACUCUAGAGAAGGUAUUAUGUAGAUAUUUGCAGAGACUGCAUUGAUACUACAAUACCCAAGUGAUGACAGAUGCCAAAUAUGCAAAGAAUUGACACCAAGUUGGGAAGUCUGGAUCUGGGCCGGCUAAUUAAACACUUGUGAUGCUGCUUGAAGUGAAUAAUGGAAAUAGUUAUGGUUCUUAUAGUAACCCUUUAAUAUAUGCUGCGUAUUACAGCAUAACGUAUCUGUUUAUGGUGUUGGUUUCUGUUUAACAAUACCGUUUGCCAAAAAUGGUUAGAAGAUGUAAAGCAUUGUGGGAUCCAUAAUCUUGUAUGGGUUUCCUAUGAAAUCUGCCUAAACACCAUCUAUAUAUUCCCUGUCCAACUUUCUUUGUGAUUAUUGAUACAUUGGGAAUGAUCCACCCUAGUCUGGAUGCAAUGUGGAUGGAAUUUGUAGUCACUCCACUUUACGCAUAUUGAAAAAAAACUUUAACAGUCACUAAUUGGUUAUGUCAAACAUGUCACAGAAUUCUGAGCAGAUGUAUAGGAGUAACAGUAUUGCGAGUAUUGUGUCUCAGAUCUUUAUUUAGUGUGCAUGAGUUUUUUUCCAGGUAUUCAUUGGCACGUUUGUUAAGUUCUGGGAUAGUCUUUUCAUGCAGCUCCAAAUGCAGAUUUCCAUCUUGUAAAAUAGUAAUUUGCAUAGGAUGCCUCAGGCACCAAAGUAAAUGUUUUAUAUCACCAGAUCUGUACAUUUGCUUGGAUUUCUUGUGACAAUAUAAUUGAAUUAAUGUAUUUUUGAUCAUAAUGCCAUCAAACAUUUUGAGCUCCAUGAAAGUUCUGUGUGAUCUGCUUCACGUCAUGACGCUAGAUUUUUACACUAUAUGCUCUAAUUUCUUCACAGGCAGCGGCAGGCAUUUUAUGUUACGUGGGAGCCUAUGUUUUCAUCACCUACGAUGACUACGACCACUUUUUUGAAGAUGUGUAUACCCUGAUUCCAGGUGUAAUAAUCAUAGCUGCAGGAGCCCUCCUGUUCAUCAUUGGUUUGAUUGGCUGCUGCGCCACAAUUCGAGAAAGCCGCUGUGGAUUAGCAACAGUAAGUACAUCAUGCCUCUAUCUAAUGCCUCAUCUGUUCUGCCAUACUUGUCAGUUAGAUUCAUUCACAUCUUAACAUGCAGUUGCAACAUGAGGAGUAUUGCACAAGAAAUGGACUGUUCCAAUUUUAAUGAAAUCCCAGCACUGUCUUUAUUCUAUCUUUAUGUAAAAUGUGAGUGUUGCUUUAUAAUGACAUGGCUCCAUUAUCAUUCUGGGACUGAGCUCACUGCAUGUUCUUCAGAUCUCGAUUUACACACCAUAAUUCACAUUUCAAAUACAAAUAUAUUUUGCUAACACAGUGUACAUUUUGUAUGUUUGUUUUACUUACCUGAAGCUCACGUAAUCUACACAGUUGUGGGUAAUUUGUCCACCUUAUGUAACCAGAGUAGUUUUUAUGUAUUUAAUGUAUUACCACCAACACAUAAUGUCCCUCAGCGCUGGGUCACGGUCCGCCCACGCUCCUUGGCCGCACUCGCAUUAGGAUUUCCCCAUAGAAACAUUAUCUGACGCUGGAGGUCCUUAUGUCCAGAGUCAGAUAACGGACCACAGGUCUGUUUCGAUUCCGGAAACCCUCUAGUGACUGUCUGGUAGUCAGCUACUGUGGGUAGACUUAGAGCUGCAAUAUAAACAUUGCAGUUCUCUGGAACUACAAUGUUUUACAUUGCAGCACUAAGUGCAAAAGGGACACAAAACCCAGACUACUUCAAUGAGCUGAAGUGGUCUGGGUUCCUACAGUGUCCCUUAAAACAAUUCUCAUAGCUCAAUAACCAGUUCACAUUUAUGAAAUGGUAUUGGUGCAUAAUUUUUUUGUUCUUUUUUAUUUUUUAUUUUAUUUUCUUGGCAAUGUUAACAUUAUAUCUAAACCACACCCCUAAUGGCCAACACACUGACAACCACAGGAGGUACUUCCUCAUUGGAAACCAUUAAAAAGUAAAGAUCUUCACGUUCAGCAUCAUUAUGCCCAACAUGAUGAUGUUGGAGGCUGGAGAUGCAUUGUAUUGGAAUAAGAUAAGGGCCGAGCAGCUGCCAAAAGUUGGGUUUCAUUUUCUUUAAAUACGCCUGCAAGGGAACGCUUGAAGGUUAAAAAUAUAUUUAUUAUUAACUUUAGGGUGUUCCUUUAAACCAAUAUAGAUCUGUUUUUUUUACUUCUCUUUUUUGAUGGAGAAUUAAAUAUUUUCUGUUAAAGAACUUACAUGGCAAGAUAAAAGUGAAGUUAAACUUCAGCUGUAAAAGUAACAAUAUCAGUGUUUGUGAGCUAAUUAAAGCAAAGCUGUGGAAUCCUCUACCAGUACUUCACGUUUUAACAUCGGAUUGUAUACUUGAUGUCCCCAUCAACAGCAGGACAAAGAGUGCAAUAUUUUAUAACAGAAGGAUGCCAUAUUGUGUUGUGUUUAUUUUUCUAUGUUACGGCUUAUUUUGGCUUUGAAUUUUUCCAAGCAAGCUAUACAAUAAAGAAUGACCAUAGUCUACCUAAGUAGUCCCUUCAGAUCCAGUUAGCAUGAUUGGGCAUGAUUUAUACUACAGUCUGCUAGAGUGUGGAUCUAUUAGUAAGAAUCAUUCAUAUUAACACGUUUAACUUUAGGAAAGUUAUUUCAUGAACACAAUUUAGACAUGAACUAUUGAGCUAUUCUUUAACACAUGGUAACGUCUGUAGCUGACUGAACUGUAACCUUGUUUUGCAGUUUGUGAUCAUCCUUCUUCUGGUGUUUGUAACGGAAGUUGUUGUAGUAGUCCUUGGAUACAUCUAUAGAGCAAAAGUAAGUCUUAUCAGCCCUGUUGGAAGGACAAUGAGAUGUGCACAUAUAUAUUGUAUAAUAGAAAUACCUCAUUGCCGAUUUCAAGCUUUUUUUUUUUUUUAAUACUUUGCUUAAAAAAUACAAUGGUGUGAAUUAGCCAAAAAUAUAAUUUAUGAACAGACAAAACUCCUUAACUUGUCCUUCAAUUAGUCCCUGCUCAGGAUCCAUCCAAGUCUUGCUCACUUGUGUCAUUAUGGAGAGAACCUAUAAGACUAGCUUAUCACACUGAUCCUGCCACAAAUAACAGACCCAUGCAGAAAUGCUGGCUAACUUAUAGUCUGUUCUCACUGUUCCAAAACCUUUUGGUUUAGGCUAUAUAUACCAUUACUAUCUGUGCUGUACACAUUACCGGGAUACUCCAGCUAUGCUCUGUGUUUACAGGUGCAAGAUGAAGUUGAUAAGAGCAUCUCAAAUGUAUUCCAGCAGUACAACAGCGUAUCCCCCGACUCAGCCAGCCGGGCCAUCGAUUAUGUCCAAAGGCAGGUAAGGUUGUCAUUCACAGUAGGUGAUCUGUUUUUCAGUAAGUUGCCAGGAAUUAUGCACACACAAAAAAGUGCAGUGCUAUUUAAAGCGGUGAUAAUGUGUGGGAUGAAACAAUUUGCUCGAAAUCUAAAAGCAAUGUUAUAUAGCGGAGUGAAAGAAAUCGUGUGGUUAUCACAUUUCUCUCCUUUUUCCAGUUACACUGCUGUGGAAUCCACAACUUUUCAGAUUGGGAGAAAACCCCCUGGUUUAUUGAAGCAAAAAACAACAGUGUUCCUCUAAGCUGCUGUAAAGAAACAGCUUUCAACUGCACAGGAAGCAUGAGCAGGCCUGGAGACCUGUACUCUGAGGUGAGCGGUAUGCACUUGCACUCCUGUUCUCAGUCAGAUUUAUCUACUGUUAAAAACCUAGAACAUCAACUGGCAAAGCACCAUGGGUUCUGUGGCUCAACAGGCAGGAACCCACCCUUUGGUCAGUCUGCCCUAAAAAUAAUACUAGAAUGUGCUGUGAUCAUUAUGACGUGGCCUUCAGAUACUUCGCUGAAACGUCACUGUAAGCAUAUUCUCAGCUCACUGUAGCUCUGGCUGUGCCACUCCAGGUUUGGGUUACUUGUGUUAAUUGUUCUCCAAUGCUGCACACGCAAACUUGAGCAGAGCGCUCUUCUGCCAGGAGAGAGCCAAGCCAUGGCUGUGCUGACAGCCAUAUUUACUAAAACAUAUGUAAACACAUGGCUACUCUACCCUCCCCCCUCCCCCCAUCCUCUUUCCUAUUCUCCUCCCAGCUGUAAAUACUUUCAUAUAACUAUUCAAUCUCCAUCUCUGUUCUUCAGGCCUCAUCACACACCCAAACUCAGUGAAGCUCUGCAUUUUUUCUCACCACUUCCCUCCCUCCCUCCCUCUUACAUAUAUAGCAUGUUCCACCAGCUGUUUGAGAUUCUCACUCAAUUACCUUUUCAUUCCCUUUGUAUUUUACCAAUAGCUGCUUCUCUCUGUUAACUAUUUUAGCCAUCACCUCCAAAUUUCCCCUGCUACCUCUUGUCUCUAAUCCCCCUGGUAUCCUUUAGAUUGUAAGCUCACGGGCUAUCUUGCUAAGCACUUUGUAUAAAGAGCUCCAAUGGCUAGAUAUCCGCUUACGGGCAGGGUUCUCUCUACCUCUUGUAUUUGUCUGUGUAUAUUGUACGUUCUCCACUAAUUGUACAGCGCUGCGGAAUCUGUUGGUGCUUUAUAAAUAAAAUGACAGCCAUGCUACAGGUACUCUCAGUUUACAGAGCAAUUCUACUCAUCCAAAGUGAAACUGCUCUUUAUGGAUGAAGUACUUAAGAAGGAGGUUUAUAAAAUAAGAAAAGACUAAACAACUGAUUGUAGGUCUAUUCCUGAUGUUGGAGCAGUCCUCUUGCAGGCAGACCUACUAUACUAUGAUUUUGGCUGGGAACUAUUAAGGUAUGUAUCUUUAAAUAGGUUUGGGCUUUUACAUUUUUUAUUUUUACUGCAUUUCAUUAAAUCUUUUUCAACUGAUCUUCCUUAACCCCUUAAGGACACAUGACACGUGUGACAUGUCAUGAUUCCCUUUUAUUCCAGAAGUUUGGUCCUUAAGGGGUUAAACUAAAAUUGUCAUUCUGAUGUCCUCAAUUCACAGUUUAAUUAAUAAAACCUAUUUAUGGUAGUCUGAUCAGCCCUUUCCUGAAUAUGCAUAGUUUAUCAGAUCACAAGGCAUCCUCCUUUGUCUGUUUAUAUGUAUGUGAACAGAUUUCUAUUUUAGUUCUCUGAGUGAUGCCAUUUCUCUUUUCUGAUUGUUUCCUUCUAUAGGGUUGCGAGGCACUAGUUGUUGAGAAAUUACAACAGAUAAUGAUGUAUGUGAUUUGGGCAGCACUGGCAUUUGCUGCUAUACAGGUGAGUUCUGGAUGGGGGUUAAGGGUUCACAUAUGUGAGGAUCUUUUUCCUUUUCAUUUUAGACAGUACAAGUAUGUAUUUACGUUUUUUGCUGCCCCCCAAAUCUGUGUGUACUUUAUUGUCCGUGCACAUAAAACUACCUAUUCACCUAGUAUGUGUGUGUAUGCUUGCAAUCAAAUGCAUACAUACAUACAUACAUACUUAGAAGCACGCCAGCAUGCAAAAUCAAAUACAUACAUACAAGCACACUAGCAUGCAGUAUCGCACACAUACUUGUUUAGUAGUGAUUAAAGUGUUAGGAAUACAAAACUGUAUUCCUACCACUAGUGUCCCUCUGCCUCCAUGGUCCACCUCACGCCUAUCAAGAAAGGGUUAAAAAAAUAAAAAUCUUUCUUUGAUUUACCUGAUUCCAGUGCUGAGGUGCUUUUCUAUGGGGUUUUACAAGAUGCUGGACGUCCAGCGUCAUUUCACGAAAUACCAGGUAGCACCUCUUGUGGAUGGCUUGGAAAACAGCCGCUAGAGGACAAGUAAACCUUGCAAUAUAAUGAAUGCAGUUUCUAAGAAACUGCAAUAAUUAACAUUGCAGGGUUGAGGGGACAGAGCACUGGUGUCUAUAGUUUCCCUUUAAGCAGGGGAGAUGUUCAGUGGCUUGCAUAAUCUCAUUCCUGCUCCUCCCCAGAUUGCACAGUGACAGGCAGUGGGUGUUGUUAUAUAUUUUUGCUUUGUGACAUAAAACAGGACCCAGAGGUUACUCUUUAGUGACGCCGUGUGCUGCAAUAGUGCUACACUGAGAACGGUCAACUCCCUUUUAGCACACCAAAUAGCUAAUUAAAGUACGACGUGUGCGUAUAUGGAAAUCCUCUGUGAGAUUCCUGAGCGUGGAUGUACUAUCAUAGCGUGGCAGAGGUAAUGUUGUUUUUGUUUUUUGUUUUUUCUUACCUCCUUUGCUAUAUUUACCCCCAUUAAGAAUGAGAGUUUCCAUUUGUUUAUUUGUUUUAGAAGACAGCAGCUGCACAAAACUGCUGCAAAGUUGCACUUUAUAGAAACUACACUUAAUAAUUUAGUGGUUUCUAUUGGCUUUCUAAACAGCUGGUCUCAAACAUAGAAACAUAGAAUGUGACGGCAGAUAAGAACCAUUCGGCCCAUCUAGUCUGCCCAAUUUUCUAAAUACUUUCAUUUGUCCCUGGCCUUAUCUUAUAGUUAGGAUAGCCUUAUGCCUAUCCCACGCAUGCUUAAACUCCUUAAAGGAUAACUAUAGUGUCAGGAAAACAAAUCUGUUUUCCUGACACUAUAGUGCCCUGAGGGUGCCCCCACCCUCAGUGUCCCCCUCCCGUGGUGCUCACUUUAUUCCAGCGCCAGGCUCCCUCGGCGCUGGUGACCUCUCCUCGCCGUCCGACGUCAGUGGAGCUUUCCUAUGGAUGCGAAAUUUGCAUCAGCUCUCUGAAACUGCUAUGUUUACAUCUGAAGUGUUGAAACCUGAGGGACAUUGCACCCAGACCACUUCAUUGAGCUGAAGUGGUCUGGGUGACUAUAGUGUCCCUUUAACUGUAUUAACCUCUACCACUUCAGCUGGAAGGCUAUGCCAUGCGUCCAUUACCCUCUCAGAAAAGUAAUACUUCCAAUAACUAGUAUUUAUAUAAUGCCUUUCUCCCAGUGGGACUCAAAUCACUUUUCAGUACACGCUUUCGGAAUUAACCAAACAGGCAGCUGAAUAGUAAUUAAUGGUACUCAUUUUAUCGACCUUGGAAGGAUGAAGGGCUGAGUUGACCCGCUUUGUAGUCAGGGAAUUUACCAACUGAGCUACCUCAAUAGUGCUAAAAAAUAGAGAUUCCUUGACCUGGAUUUGAACCGGGGUUGCUGCGGCCACGACGCAGAGUACUAACCACUAAAUGAUCACGGCACAACGGCCGAGCCAGGUAGGAUUUGAACCUACAAUCUUCUGAUCAAUAGUCAAUCAAGUGGCUAGUUAUCACCAGUGUUCUGGUGCUUUCUAAUUCAGUAAGAUUAUAUGUAACCAUACCUGUCUAACUUCUUUCAAACAUGUUUCCAUUGCCUGAAUAGCUUAAACUUGAAAUCUUAAUAUAUAUUUAACAGUUUACACAUAUAACUUGAUGUGCUUGUCUGAGGAGCAGAAGUUUGCAAAGUGCUUUUAUUUAAAGGGGCACUCCAUUCACAUAAACAUGUUGGGUGCAAUCUGUGGGUUAGGUUACAUUUAGUUAUGUAAGCUCGUUUGAGCAGGGCCCUCCUCUACCUAUUGUUCCUGUGUCACUGUGUAAUUGUCUAAUUUAUUGUAAAUUUCCCCCCCUUUCAUAAUAUUGUAAUGCACUGCGGAAUUAGUAGGCGAUAUAUAAACACCAAUAAUAAUAUUAACUGUGAACGUAAUGUAAUGACGAUUUCUGAGAGGUGAACUUCAGCUGUUAGCUUUCUUCUAUAAAAAGUGGACAACUCAACCACAAGCUCCUUUAAGACUAGUGCUCAGCAGAUCUAUAAAAAUGAAGUGAGCAACUGUUUUAGUGAGUGCUCAGUGUAGAAUAUGCACAGCCUGUGGGGGUUUAAAUGUGAGUAUUUAAUAAUGUAUUGAUUUUGUAUAUAUUUUUAACUCAUCACCUGUAAAAUAUGCUUAAAAAUGUGUCGGCUCCAACCGGGACUGUCUCAUUUAUUCAAAAUGAGUAAACUGCUUUAAUGUUUUACGUUUUUUCUAAAUGUACUUUUCCAUAGCUCCUGGGAAUGCUGUGUGCCUGCAUUGUUCUUUGCAGAAGAACCCGCGAUCCUGCCUAUGAACUGCUUAUAACUGGCGGUACCUACGCAUAAGAUACACCAGGCUUUCUUGACCCUUGUGCUUUGGAUCCUUAACCCUACCUGUCCAAGAGGGCACUGCAGCGGGAUGCGGGCUCCCCUUGUCUACCUUGACUUCACACAGCUGAUGUUAUCUUGAAACUGACUGUUUAUCUCUGCCCUCGGCCUGUCACUUCAGUAGACUUUUUUUUUUUUUUAAUGCUAAUUUUUAGGUUUUAGCAUUGGUAGUUGUUGUUAGUUGUAUAAUAGCAAAGGAAAGCAGCAUUGUGGCAUAAUUAUUGCUCUGUGCCCACUCUUAAGUAAAAACCUGAGCCAGCGUUCAGAGCAGUGCCUUACAAAAUGCUGCGGAGUGUGAGUGCUUGCUGGUAUUACUGAUUGACGUUUGUUUCACUUGUAUCAUGCACAUAGAGGGCCUCUCACCCAGCGGACAACAUCAGUAUUGCUUAAAACACCUAAAUGGAACUGGAAAGGUACAAUAUGUAUUGUCGACAAAUUUGCCUGUUAUUUUUAGGAUAAUGAAGAAAUGUUUAAUCCAUAUAUGGAUUGUAUGAUGUGAAUUAUCUGAGAUAAUUGGGUCUCGUUCUCGUUGAUGUCUUAUGGCUUAUCCAUCAUGUGUGAUGAUACUACUGAAAGAGUCAAAUUCUCUCUUUCUCUUUGACUCCUUUAUGGGAAAAAAAGUGUUUUCAAAAUGCUAUAAAACACUGUCUACAUCUGUUAUCCUUGUGAUAAAGACUGGGUUUAAAUAUACUUUAAUUUGCAGUGAUCUAAGAGGUUUUGAGAAUUGCUUUCGAUGUUCCAGAGAUUAAGUCCUCUCUUUUAACCCUUUAAGCAUUCUGUGGUGUGCAGUGAGGCGUUCGGAACACCUGGCACCCAAAGAGUUAAUAUGCACCUAGUAGUUAAUGCUUUUACCUGCAAUGCUGCUUUAACAUAUACCUGCAAACAGGGUAGGAAGCAUGUGUCCCUUUACUAAGAACCUGUGUAAAGAAGCCCCGUUUUAUUUCUCUGUCUCCAAUUUAGUUUUAAUAUAAAACAUAUAAACUGUUGCUUUAUAUGAAACAAGCCAUUGAUUAUGGCUUAUUUAUCCAGUACUGCAAGGAGGCUGUUGUAAACUGAAAUUGGAAUACACACCGAGAGGAGGAAAGAUCCUUGGUGUAAGGACCUGCCUUCUCUAACUGGACUGCACACUGGACACUAUUAGCACUCUAUCACACCCCUCCCCGGCCCCCCAUCCCUAUUUAAAGCUGAGCAGGUCAAUUUCCAAAACCUAAUUUUUCUGCAAAUCAUAUGUACUACUGUUAAUGUUGUUUUUUUCCCCUCCCUUACCUUAUUUCCCACUGUACUUCGGAUGGUGCAAACAUUAGAAAUGUAGAUAUAUCUUGAUACAUUUUCCCUAACUGAAACUGACCUGUAAAUAGUGACUGAUUCAAUAAAAUAUACAUCCACCCAAAAAAAAAAA